ACCUCUGUAACAUACUUAAGUCAGAGCUUUAAGUGACUUAAGCCUUGCGAUGUAAAUAAACGUUAUCAAUUCGAGUGGCAUUUAUUUUUGAUGUCUAAAACCACGCGAUAUGAUGAUUACAGCAGUCAAAGUGCAAAGAAUACGCAAACGAAUGAAUUUUUGAGUGUUUUUGUUUAAUAUCUUUUGUUAAUUGGCUCUGACUUGCAAGUUUCGCCAUAAUCAAACCAUUCUAGGACACUACAAUGCUAUAAAACACCUACUACGCAUACCUAUCAUUCGAUUCACUUGAAUUAAUUGCAGGCGAGUUGGUAAACUGGUCUGUGAUUGAGUUCAAAAGUUCAAGAGUGGCUAUUGAAUUGAAUUGCGGAAUCAUUAAUGUUGUGAACAUACAACUAGCAACAAUUGUGAAAGUGGAGUGAAACAAAAUGGAGCUGUUGAAGAGUUUUAAGCCUGGGCCUUUGGACCAUUAUCGAAGACUGGCUUCUUUUGAUUGGAAAAAGUUGAAAGUGUUUCUCGAGACUGAAGAUAUCAUUAGAUACAAACAUGAAAUUGUUCAAUUUCUUAAAGCAAAUCCCAUUUGUUAUCCAUCGUAUAAAGAACAAAGCUUGGAUGAAACCAGACAUAUUGCUUUGAUGAGGAUGAAAUGUCUUCAGACAAGUGAAAUUAUUAAAUAUGUUAAUAUGGUGGAUAAUCCAUUGAAAUUGUGGGCUUGUUAUGAGACACUCUUUCAAUGGGACUUUGGUACUACUGUUAAAUACAGUCUGGAUUCAGGAAUGUUUCCAAAUGUUGUGAGAAACUUAGGAACUGAUGUCCAUUAUGAUAUUGUACAACAAAUUGAAGACCGCAAGAUUGUGGGUUGUUUUGCAUUGACUGAAAUCGGCCAUGGUUCCAACGUGAGUUCCAUGCAAACCAAAGCGACUUUUGACAAAGAACGCAAUGGUUUUGUCCUUCAUUCGCCAUCAUUUGAAGCAGCAAAGUGUUGGAGUGGUGUUCUUGGUCAAUGCGCAACACAUGCGGUUGUUUAUGCGCAGUUGUACACUGCUGAUGGUAAACACCAUGGUUUACAACAAUUUGUUGUGCAAGUUAGAGAUGCGGAUACGCAUCUAGCGCCACCUGGUGUUGUUGUGGCGGACAUGGGUGCCAAAGUGGGGUUAAAUGCAAUUGACAACGGUCUUGUUAUUUUUAAUAAUUAUUUCGUCCCGAAAUCUGCGCUUUUAAAUCGUAAUGGAGAUAUAAACGAAAAUGGCGAAUAUGUUUCCCGGUUUAAAGACAAAUCCAAACAGAAAGGAGCUGCGUUAUCUGCGCUAUCUUCAGGGAGGAUUAGCAUUACCAAUAUGGCGGCCGUGGCUUCCGGUCAGGCUGUAAUGAUUGCAGUGCGUUAUGCUGCUGUGCGUAAACAAUUCGGUCCUGAGGGAUCAAAUGAAGAAGUUCCUAUCUUGGAAUAUCAAACACAUCAACAUCGUCUUCUGCCAUACCUUGCAGGCGCUGUCAUUUUCAAAGCAUUUUCACGUUAUUUGGUAACAGAUAACUUCCAAAACAGCAUUGAUACACUCCUGGGUAACCCACGCGCAGACGCAAACGAACGCGGAAUGGAAAUGCACGCCAUUUCAUCCGCAUGUAAACCAGUCGCUGGUUGGUGGGCAAAGGAAGCUAUUCAGGAGUGUCGUGAAGCAUGCGCAGGACAUGGUUACCUCAAAGCUGCGAGAUUUGGGGAAUUGAGGAAUGAUAACGAUGCGAAUUGUACGUAUGAAGGGGAAAAUCAUGUUCUUAUACAACAAACAAGUAACUGGUUGUUGAAAUACGCGCCUGUGGUAUUACAAAAUGGUGGACAACAACAACGUGUGACUACACCUUAUGAAUCGUUAAAUUUCUUAACGAAUUUCAAGGAGAUUAUGGGAAUGAAGUGUAAUGUUGAGAGUAUUGCACAAAUGUCAGCACCAGAACAAAUUUUACAUAUGUAUCAAUGGCUUGUCUGUUACCUACUGAAAAUUAGCCAUGAGAAACACGAACGUAACCUACAAUGUGGUAAAGAUGCUUUUUGGGCGAAGAACGACAAUCAAGUGUAUUACAAUCGUACAUUAGCGGUUGCCUAUAUACAGCACUUUAUCCUGUACCGUUUCCUAACCUUCAUCAACGAAUGUGAAGAACCUUCCCUCCGCGUUGUUCUAACCAAGAUUUUCAGCCUCUACGCUUUGUUUAACCUUGAAAGACAUUCCUCUUUCUUAUACCAAGGCGGAUAUUUCCACGGAGAGAAACAUAACCAACUUUUACAAGAUUCCAUCUUAUUAUUAUGCAAAGAACUAAAAGAUGACGCUGUAGCAGUGGUAGACGCCAUUGCUCCCGAUGAUUUCAUCCUAAAUUCUAUUUUGGGCAACUCUGAUGGUCAAGUAUACGAACACUUGAAAAACUCCAUCUUUCAAGGUGAAGGAAACCUGACUCGACCAAAAUGGUGGCAUGAUAUCAUCCACAAUAAACACAACACAUCAAAAUUAUAAAAAAUAAGAGAUUUUUAGGUUAAUGUACAAAAUAUGCGAUUUUUUAACGUUUUUAUCAAUCAAUUGUUAUUAUCUUUAUAUUAUACAUUUAUAAACGUGUUCCCGGGACCAUAA
Dalotia coriaria is the source of this 2609-nucleotide messenger RNA. RefSeq names its product peroxisomal acyl-coenzyme A oxidase 3-like. Bases 426 to 2495 code for a protein of 689 amino acids. Gene Ontology annotation, molecular function: FAD binding; pristanoyl-CoA oxidase activity; fatty acid binding. The record is from RefSeq and is a predicted model, not a curated record. Gene Ontology annotation, biological process: lipid homeostasis; fatty acid beta-oxidation using acyl-CoA oxidase. Gene Ontology annotation, cellular component: peroxisome. The transcript is spliced from 7 exons. Lineage: Eukaryota; Metazoa; Arthropoda; Insecta; Coleoptera; Staphylinidae.